AUGUUCCUGCCGCGCGCGGUAGCGCGUCCGUCGGGUUCGUCCGCCAAAUCCCGCGCGACUCUCCCACAGCGGCACUCGCGCAGUCCGCCUUCAGAUGCUCCCGCCAUCAGCGGAGAGGUUAUGCGCAGGAGCGGGGAUUCCGCGUGUGCCAUAGCUGCACCGGUUGGCGGAAAAGCGGGGGGCAGGGAGAGAGGGGGAGACGGAAGUAGCGUUGGGGGUCAUGCAAGAGCGAAAGAGGAAGGGAAGGAGAGCGGGAAGAGAGAGGAAGGGAAAGAGUGCGGGAUACGAGAGGAAAAGAAAGAAAGAGGGUCGAGAGAGGAACCUCGGAGAGAGGAAGAAGAGGAAUUGAGAGGCGCGAAAGGGGUAGAGGCGGAAACGAGAACGGGCACGGAAGGGGAGAAGGAAGAGGCGGAGAAGGCGGAGAAGGCGGAGCAGGACGAGCGGGGAGCGGAGGCGGAGAACGAAGCAACAGUCAACGAAGGGACGGACGAAAAAGAGGAAGGGAAAGAGCAGGAAAAUGAGGGGGAAGAAGAGAGUGAGGAGGAGGAGGAAGAGGAGGUGAAGGAGAGGAGCGUGCAGCAGAGAGCAGCAGAGCCGGGGGAGCCGGUGUGCGCGGUGUGCGGGAGAUACGGGGAGUACGUGUGUGAUGCAACGAACCUGGACGUGUGCAGCCGCGAGUGCAAGGCGGCGUGUGUUGCGGGGGAUGUGCCACGUGUCAGAGGGAGGGAGGCGCGGGGUGGCGAAGAGGGGAGGGUGGGCGGAGGAGGAGAGAGGUGCGGGAAGGUGGGAGGGGAAGCUGAGGGGCAGGGAGUGAGGGAGAAGGAGCUUGGAAAGGGGAGUGAGGGAGGAAUUGAAGAGGAGGAAGAGGAGCAGGAGGAGGAGGAAGAGGAAGAGGAGGAAUGGGAGGCGGAAGAAGAGGAUGAGGACGAGGAGUAUACAACCCUAGACAUGAGCAACAGCACUGAGACGUCUCUUGAUGUGAUACAAAGCAGCAUGUCUGCAGCAAUAGCAGCAGAAAUCCGUGCAAGGGAGGGCAUAACCGUGCACGGAGAACCCCCAAUUUCUCCACCUAUCCUCGACUUUGCCGCACUGACACAGCUCGGAUUCAGUGCAGUCAACAACACAGUCAACGCAGUCAACGCACUCAACGCAGCCAUGGAAAUUAUCCUGCGCAACCUGCAGCAGCGCAUGGGUGUGCACACGCCCACGCCCAUCCAGAUGCAAGCCAUCCCAGCCAUCCUCUCCCGCAGAGACGCCCUCCUCUCCUCCCCCACCGGCUCUGGCAAAUCCCUCUCCUUCCUCCUGCCUCUGCUCGCCCUCGCCCUCCUCCCCCUCCCACACAUAACCGGUCCCGGUCCCCGCGUCACGCCUAGACCCGUCUCCUCGCCUGUUCCGCACCCUCUGCUCUCUCUGCACUCGGCAAAGCUCACUCAUCCCGUCUACCCUCCUGCCCCACACCCUGUGAAGCGGAGGCGGGGGCGUGGGAGGAGAAUGGGAGGCGUGGUGGCGGUGGUGCUGGUGCCGUCACGGGAGCUAGCAGUGCAGCACCACGAGAGCAUUAAGAACCUGCUGAGGGGAGGUGCAGCAGAGAGUUUUCCCGCGUCUCUUGAGACGUCUCGAAAGGCAGUGCAGCACCACGAGAGUAUCAAGAACCUGCUGAGGGGAGGUGCAGCAGAUACUAGGUGUGCAGCAGAGGUUAACUGUGAGUUGGGAGGGCGGGAUGGCCGCAAACUGGGAGGAAGUGCAGCAGGCACCAUGCGGUCAGGUGUGGUUCGGUCUGAUGCGGUUCGGACAGGUGCUGUGCGGUCAGUGCUGCUGGUUGGGGGCGAGUCCACAGAGGUGCAGAUGGGGCGGCUGUGGCGGGGAGUGGCAGGCGAGUGGAGUGUGGGAACAAGGGAGGGGGGUGAGGGAGCGGGGUUGCUGGGCGCUGGGGGGAGGAAGAGGAGAAGAGCGGAAGUAUGGGAAGAAGUGUGGAGUGGAGAGAGUCUAGGGGUAAAGGGAGGGGAUGGAGGGAGCAAAGCAGGGGAAGAGGGGAAGGGAGAGGUUGGAGUGGGAGGUGGUGGUGGGCGCGGAGGAGUUGAGCGGGGUUGUGCGGUGGUGGUGGUGGUGGCAACGCCAGGCCGGUUGAUAGAGCUGUUUAAACACAUGAAGAAGGGGCUUAGAGAAGGAGACGCUGCUGCUGGUGCUGCUAGUGGUGGUGCCGCUGGUGCUGCUUCUGGUGAUGGUGGCUCCGCUGCUGCUGGUGCUGGUGCUGGUGCUGCUGCUGGUGCUGCUGCUGGUGCUGGUGCUGCUGCUGGUGCUGCUGCUGGUGCUGCUGCUGGUGCUGCUGCUGGUGCUGGUGCUGGUGCUGGUGGUGCUGCUGGUGGUGCAGCUGGUGGCAUCAAAGAGGGAGCGGAGAGCGGCAGACAGGGCGAGCUUGCAGUGGCAGGGAGAGGGAAGGUGGUGGUUGGGUGGCGGGCGUUGUGGCGCGCGCUGAGACUCGUGGUGGUGGAUGAAGUGGAUGCCAUGGUGCAGCGUGAGUUCGCCCAGCAGUUGCAGCACAUUCUCUUGAGGCACCUCAAAAGUUCAUCCCCCUCCCUCUCCCCCUCCCCACCCACCUUCUUCCAACGCCACAGCGUGGGUUCGCCCAGCAGUUGCAGCACAUCCUCUCACAGCUAG
Messenger RNA from Closterium sp. Naga37s-1, 2658 nucleotides. The record is from the annotation of a GenBank genome assembly. Lineage: Eukaryota; Viridiplantae; Streptophyta; Zygnematophyceae; Desmidiales; Closteriaceae.